AUGUCACAAUCUUCAACCCCUUAUCCGACUCCAUCUGCCUUCUACACUCCCACUCCUCGCGCGACGCAUUCCCCCCUCAAUCCGGACACGCCUCCGCCUCCGCCUCCAAAGCCAAGCAGUCACGAAGCAAGUCGGAGAGGCACACCGCAGGCUUCAAUAUCCUUCCCGCCUGGGUCUCAGCAACAACCUCGAGAGGGGUUUCCCGGUCCAGCCGCGGGGCCGGGCGCGAACCCAGCGAGCAUCCCAGCUGUGCUCCCCGAGCCGCCCUCUAUCGAGGAAGGGUGGCUCCCGGAGAUCAUCAAAGAUAAAUCGACUGUGGAUCUACAAUCGAUUCUCGAGCAGCCCGAGCUCAUCUCCGCUCUGUCCUCCCUCCACCCUUCCUAUGCCGUACACCAACAAAACCUGCGAAGCUGCCUAGCCUACAACCAGGACCUCGUGGAGAAGCUGACGGAACUGCAGAGCCAUCUUGCGGAGAUGCGGACCUCGACCGAGACCCUCCUGUUGACAAAUCAAUCGCUGGAAGUGACAUGGCGCAAGAAGCAGACGGAGAUGGACACCGCGCUAGCCCCUUGGUCGCCAAAGGGGCUUUAUCAGCGACUAGGUUUAUCUAUUGCCGAGCAGGAGGCCGUCUGUCGGGCUGUUGAGGAGAGCUUCCUGGAAGGCGACCAUCUCGGGCGGGCCUCAGAGAAAGAGGUCACGGACUGGGUCCGCCGCGUCAGGGCUGAGGCAGCCAAGUUGGCGGCCAGGAAAGAGGCGAAGGCGCGGUGGGAUGAAGGCAGAGUGGGUGGAUGGAGGUGA
Molecule: messenger RNA, 798 nt
Organism: Penicilliopsis zonata CBS 506.65
Lineage: Eukaryota; Fungi; Ascomycota; Eurotiomycetes; Eurotiales; Aspergillaceae
Exons: 2
Coding region: 1-798 (265 amino acids)
Biological process (GO): ubiquitin-dependent protein catabolic process via the multivesicular body sorting pathway; protein targeting to vacuole; protein targeting to membrane
Cellular component (GO): ESCRT I complex
Source: RefSeq, a predicted model, not a curated record